Messenger RNA from Saccharomycodes ludwigii, 1812 nucleotides. Its product is annotated as amino acid permease. Gene Ontology annotation, biological process: amino acid transmembrane transport. Lineage: Eukaryota; Fungi; Ascomycota; Saccharomycetes; Saccharomycodales; Saccharomycodaceae. Gene Ontology annotation, molecular function: amino acid transmembrane transporter activity. Gene Ontology annotation, cellular component: membrane. The record is from RefSeq and is a predicted model, not a curated record. Bases 1 to 1812 code for a protein of 603 amino acids. The transcript has a single exon.
AUGAGUGAAAAUAUUAAAGCAGCUCUAUCGGGCGAAAAAUCCCAACCAGAGUCAAGUAGCAUUGAUAUCAUCCAAACAGCAUUUGAAAAUGAUGAAAAUAACAACAUAUAUGAUAAUGAAAAGCAUAUAGGUAAAAGAAAUAUAGCCCAUAGGUUUAUAGACUCGUUUAGAAAAAGAGAAGACUUGCCAGAAAGCUAUGAAAUUGAAAUAACACCAAGUGGACAAGAACAUCAAGUAUCAAAAAGUAAGCUGGAUCAAGGUUUACCCCCUAGAAUAUCUUCUGCAAUGAGUUUAUGUACUGGUGUUGGUACCGGUUUAUUAGUCUCUGGUGGUAAAUCUCUUCAUUAUGGUGGCCCUGCAGGGUUGACUAUAGCCUAUGGUUUAGUUGGUAUGGUUGUCUAUUUUGUUAUUGAUGCAGCUUCAGAAGUUGCUGUCGCAUAUCCUACAGUUCCAGGUGGUUUCAACGCUUGUUACUCCAUUUUAAUUGACGAAAGUUUCUCAUUUGCCACUGUUUGGUUAUUUUUAUUACAAUGGUUAACUGUUUUCCCAUUAGAAUUGAUUACCCUUUCUUUAGUUAUGCAAUAUUGGAACACAAGUGUGGAUCCUGAUGUCUGGGUUUUAAUUUUCUAUGUUUUCCUAAUAUGUGUACACAUGUUUGGUACCAGAGGGUAUGGUGAAGUUGAGUUUAUUUUUAGUAUUUGUAAAGUUCUAUUGAUUGCUGGGUUUUUCAUAUUUGCAAUCGUCAUCAAUUGUGGUGGUGGUGGAAAAGAUGGUUAUAUUGGCGGCAAGUAUUGGCAUGAUCCAGGUGCCUUCCAAGGUCCGACUGCAGAAACACAUUUCAAAGGUAUUUGUUAUGUUUUAGUUAUUGCUUAUUUCAGUUAUGGUGGUGUUGAAUUAUCUACUUUUAAUGUUGCUGAACAUGCAAAUCCAAGACGUUCUAUGCCUAGCAAUGUUAAAAAGGUCAUGUAUAGAGUUUUAUUGAUUUACUUUGUUCCAUUAUUAUUGGUCUGCUUUUUAGUCCCAUACAAUUCUCCAGAUCUAAUGGGUUCUAGUGGUGCCAGUGCUACUCAUGCUUCGCCUUUUGUUUUGGCUGCAUCUUUGCACGGUGUCAGGGUUGUUCCACAUUUUAUUAAUGCGGUUAUUUUAAUUAGUGUCACAAGUGUUUCUAAUUCGGCUAUGUAUGCUGCCCCAAGAUUAUUUUAUGCAUUGGCUGAGUUGGGUUAUGCCCCCAAAUUUAUGAAAUACAUUGACAGAAGGGGAAGACCAAGUCUUGGUAUUUUGGUUUGUGCUGUGAUUGGUGUUAUUGCAUACUCUACAACAUCACCUCAAAGAGAACAGGUUUUCACUUGGUUAUCUUCGAUUGCUGGUUUAUCUGAAGUUUUCACUUGGGCUGGUAUUUGCAUAAACCAGGUUCGUUUUAGACAGGCUUUGAAAUAUAAUGGCAGAUCAAUUGACGAACUAGCUUACAAGACCAAGACAGGCAUUUGGGGUUCAUGUUUUGCUGCAUUUUUCAGUAUAUUAGUUUUGAUUGCACAAUUUUGGGUUGCUCUAGCUCCAAUUGGUGAAAAUGGUAAAUGUGAUGCUGAAGUUUUUUUUGAAAACUAUUUGGCUGUUCCAAUUUGGAUAGUAUUCUACCUUGGAUACAAGAUCUACAAAAAGGAUUGGAGACUCUGGAUUCCAGUCAACGAGAUUGAUUUGGAUGGUUCUAGAAAAAUUUAUGAUGUUGAGGUUUUGCAACAAGAAGAAGCUGAAUAUAAGGAACAAUUACGUCAUAAAGGUUGGUUAGCGAGAGCGUAUGCAUUUUGGUGUUGA